Rana temporaria (common frog) is the source of this 3279-nucleotide messenger RNA. It is a transcript of the gene SLCO2A1, whose product is annotated as solute carrier organic anion transporter family member 2A1. The record is from RefSeq and is a predicted model, not a curated record. NCBI's taxonomy places the organism in Eukaryota, Metazoa, Chordata, Amphibia, Anura, Ranidae. Gene Ontology annotation, molecular function: prostaglandin transmembrane transporter activity; protein binding. Gene Ontology annotation, cellular component: membrane. Bases 249 to 2132 code for a protein of 627 amino acids. The transcript is spliced from 14 exons. Gene Ontology annotation, biological process: transmembrane transport; sodium-independent organic anion transport; prostaglandin transport.
UAUAAAUCCUCCCCUUUAACUUAAACCUCUGCAGACACCUGAGCUGAGAGAGAGAGAGAGACAAGUAGACUGCUUGUGCUGGAGAAUGCAGAUGAGAGAUUGCCGGAGCCUUUCCAGAGACUGCCAUACAUAGAGAGAGACUGCCAUACAUAGAGAGAGACUGCUCUGUCCAGUUCUGUCUCCUUAGAUAAGUCUACUAACUGGUCCUGGACUGUUGUACACAUCUCUCCAGUACAAUCUGCUUGAAAAUGGGAAUGAAACUGGGAGAUAACAAGUCCCAGAGCAGAACUCUGACAGGCUGUUGCAAGGGAAUCUUCAGCAACAUUAAGGUAUUUGUACUUUGCCAUGCACUCCUCCAGCUCUCUCAGCUCCUGUACAGUGCAUACUUCAAGAGCAGCCUAACUACAAUUGAAAAGAGGUUUGGUCUUUCAAGUUCCUCUUCAGGUCUCCUAUCCAGUAUCCAUGAAAUCAGCAACGCUGUGCUUAUAAUCUUCAUCAGCUAUUUUGGAAGCCGCUUACACCGGCCGCGUAUUAUUGGUAUUGGUGGCCUGUUGCUAGCCUUGGGGACAUUCCUUCUGACAGUGCCGCACUUCCUUUCUGAGAAAUAUCAGUACACAUCACUGGAAAAAGGAAAUAACUCAAUUCAGGAGUUAUGCACUGGGAAAAACCAGACAUCAUAUUGUUCAAGAUCACAAGGCCAUAAAACACCACAGACAAAAACCAUGGAAGCCACCAGUAUGUGGGCCAUCAUGGUUGUAGGACAACUCUUGGCUGGCAUUGGCACUGUCCCCAUCCAGCCAUUUGGAAUUUCCUACAUAGAUGAUUUUGCUGAACCAAAUAAUUCUCCAUUGUAUAUAGCCAUUUUGUUUGCGAUAUCUGUGUUUGGUCCGGCUUUUGGUUAUCUUCUGAGCUCCAUGGUCUUGAGAAUGUUUGUUGACGUCGGUAGAGUUAACCGCGAGGAUGUGGAGAUCAACCCAAGUGAUCCUCGGUGGAUAGGGGCCUGGUGGCUAGGCCUUCUCAUUGCAUGUGGAUGCUUGGUGAUAACCUCCAUCCCUUAUUUUUUCUUUCCAAAACAAAUGACGACAAGCCAGAAGUCAACAGAGAAGAACAUUCUGAGAAAGAUGCCGGAUGCUACAAGCGAGGAAGGCUCUCUGUCCGAAUUUAUUAAAAAGUUCCCACGAUACUUUGCUCGCCUGCUCAUGAAUCCACUGUUCCUGAUCCUGGUGUUGUCACAGUGCAGCUUUUCCUCAGUCAUCGCAGCUCUGUCUACCUUCCUCAACAAGUUUUUAGAGAAGCAGUAUGGAUCCAGUACCUCAUAUGCCAAUUUCCUCAUCGGCGCUGUCAAUCUGCCAUCUGCGGCUCUGGGGAUGCUGAUUGGAGGAAUUAUCAUGAAGAAGUUCUGUAUUUCAGUUAAAGUGAUUCCCCGCUUCGCUCUGACCGUCCUUAUUUUCUCCGUCCUGCUUUGUGUGCCUCUGUUCUUCAUGGGCUGCUCAACACAAGAACUUGGGGACAGCAAUGGAAGUACCAAUAUGACUUGUAUCCAAAGAUGUGGUUGCUCAGAACGUGCUUUUCAUCCGGUGUGUGGGUCUGAUGGAGUGGAAUACCUGACACCAUGCCAGGCUGGCUGCAGUACUUAUAACAUCUCCACUAAAUCAUAUAUGAACUGUUCAUGUAUCGGAUCAGGUUCACUUGAGGGAACAGCAAAAUCCGGAUCCUGCCUUGUCAGCUGUGCCCACCGUCUACUGCCUGUCAUGUUCCUCCUCUCAUUUGCUUCGCUCAUUGCCUGCCUCUCCCAUAAUCCUCUGUACAUGAUGGUUUUAAGGGUUGUACCACAGGAUGAAAAAUCAUUUGCUAUUGGAGUCCAGUUUCUUCUUAUGAGGCUUCUCGCCUGGUUGCCUGCCCCAGCACUCUUUGGACUUGUUAUAGAUUCUGCCUGUAUUCGGUGGUCUACAUCAUGUCACCAGAAGAGAGGAGCGUGUCGAUAUUAUGAUAAUGAUCUGCUGCGAACCAGGUACCUUGGUCUCCAGAUGGGAUACAAGAUCCUGGGUAUCUUGUUACUGGCUUUAACUGCUUGGAAGGUGAAAAGGAGUCGAGAAUAUAACUUGCAAGAAAAAGAAUGUGGCGUGGCAUAGCUUACAGCUCAUAGAAUUCUGGACUUCAUCCUUCUGCCACUCCCCGAGACUCUGUAUUCCUCAGGGCCAGACACUGCUACCACUGCCAGGACCACUCCUAACAAUGCAUCUAACAAGACUGAUUCUAUAGUCAGCAGGACGGGACUGAGAACAAUAUAAAGUGUCCAACUUCAGAGACAGAAAAAAAGUGCCUGGAGAUGAAAGUGUGACUGCACGAAAUACUGUUUUUCUAAACUGCAAAUCAACAUUGUAUCUAUGAAAGCACUAAAAGAAACUAAAGUUACACUUAAUAUUCCCAUGAAGGGCCAAAAAAACGAUAUUUAUUAUUCAUGUUGCCCUAAAACCGUGAAUGACGACGCCCUUUUCUACAGGCCCUGCCAUUUUUUCACUAAUCAUGUUACACAAUAUCACAAAAUGAAACCAGAAGGUGAUGUUGAAGGCAACAAGCUUUCUUAUUUGUACGGAGAGUAUUAUCUACCAAAAUGCUGCAAAGAAAUAGAUUCUGUUUAUUGUCUGAGCUACGGAGAAUCUUUUGGCUUCACUUGGCAGUUCCUUUGAUUUAUGCUGCUGAUUAAUCUACAAGUUUGAAAAGGUGUUCAGAGAACACAGAACUGAAGAAAACACAUGAAGCAAGCUGUAAGCAUUGUUCCCUGUUGCUGCCCACUCUUACCCUGUUGGCCUAGGACUAAAGUUCUGAGUAGUGGUGUAUGCAUUUGUCUGCGUUAGGAACCCAAGCCGUAAUCGCAAGCAUCCAUUUAUGUCUACUGGGACUUUCAAAUUAGAAGAUAUUUGUACUUUUCUUAACCAUUCACAAUCUAAUCUGAGAAUUUAACAGCAAAAAAAUGAUAUUUCUAAAACUUUUUGUAAAGCUAUUAUAAGCAGAAUUUCUAUGUGUUAUUCAACUGCUGAUACAUAAGGCUCAAUUCACAAGGUUAAAAUCCUUAUUUUGAGAAUUUUUUAUUUUUUCCAGUUCAGUGAAAUUUAAAAAAAUAAGUUAUACAGCUGAAAUUACAGUGUUUUACCUGCUUGAUCACUGUUUACUUCAUAAAGUACACCAAGCUGCAAAUAGGCAACUUAGGCCGCGUACACACGGUCGAUCCAUCCGAUGAGAAUGGUUCGACGGACCGUUUUCAUCGGUUCACCGCUG